AUGCCGGGGAUCAGCGCCUUAGAGCUGCAUCCUGCCAGCUUGUACGCUGGCGACACGAUCGAGUAUUACUCUAUGGCAUUCGUUUCAGACGACCCGCGAGGGUAUCACACUGCAGUCGUCCUCCGGGUCCACGAGGAUGUCGCUGCAGAUUACCCCAUCGCCGUGGACACGGAGGAGCUCCUACCGCGCGACUUGAUGGUGCGCCUGUUGAUUGACCGGUUCGGAGAACGGUUCAAACCCACCUACGCGAUCUGGAGGAAACAACACUCGUACACACUAGUUCCCGGAGAGUUCAGCGCUUCUACUCGGUCCAGCUUCUUCUGUACAGCGAUCUCCGGUGCUGUUACUGAUUCAUUCGCAUCAAUUAUGCUACAACUACGUGGUCCACCUGAGGAAACUGCUGGAGACGGAUCAGAACCUGAACCCAAGCUCCACUGA
Molecule: messenger RNA, 438 nt
Organism: Phytophthora nicotianae INRA-310
Lineage: Eukaryota; Oomycota; Peronosporomycetes; Peronosporales; Peronosporaceae
Exons: 1
Coding region: 1-438 (145 amino acids)
Source: RefSeq, a predicted model, not a curated record